UUUGCGUGUUUAAUAACACUUCGUUUUAUGGGUUUUUACAUUUUUUUUGUUACAAAAAAUUAAUUUUUAAUAAUAAAAAUUAAAUCAAGUGUUUCUUGAAAAAAUCGCGUUUUUUAACCAAAAAUUAUCAACUUUAAUCGUAUCCACUUAAACAAAUUAAUUAUGUGUGAAAAUAUUGUUUAAAAAAAAGAAAACUUCAGCACAGCUUUAAAUGUAAAUGCAACGCGUCAAACCAAACAAGUGCAGUUACAAGCGUAAAAAAAUCAUAUUUUUUUAAUCAAAUUACAAGACUAUAUUUCCCCAAUUAGCAGUUAAGUAAUUACUUCAACAAGACAAACAAAAAAAGUUAUAAAAUAAAUAAAUUAACAAACUAAAAAAAACGUUAAUAAUUCAAUGCAUCAUCACACGCGCCACAAAAAACUAAAAUGUCUUUAUACCUCAACGUCAACAAAUGCCACAACUAAAGCGGCUGCUGCAGCUGCCGCAGCACCGCUCUCAUUUCGCACUCGUCUACAAAUGCACCUAAUGACAAUUAUCUACUGGUGGUAAUUGAAGUAUUUACCUGUUGUUUGCUUUUUUUCAAUCAUUUGAAAAAAUUACAUACCGAACUGUAAGCAAACUUACAAGACGACGACAACUUAUCUAGAAAAUAAAACCGAAAUGUAACCUCCGUAAACCUCGAACAACGACCACAGCAAACCCCACACAACACCGAAAUACAUAUAAAGAAUUGAAGAGCAAAAAAGUGGAACUGCUGCAGUAUUGCAAGAUUUGUUGCACUUGUUUUCUAAACAUUUAGUUUAUUUCUUUGUUUGUAUGUAUUACGAGCAUAAACCGCUUAAAAUAAGUAACAGCGACCUCUAUAGGUUUUUUCUACUUCUACUUACAUUUACAAUUAUCAACAGAACAUUAACAGAAAGCAAAAAAAAAGGCAGAAAAAAAGAUUUGAAAUUCUUUUGUAUUUGAAAAUCUAUUCGAAACCAUAAACAUUUUGAGGUUUCAUGCUUUUCUUCUUCUUGCAAUACUAUCACACACACUUUAUGUUGCCCACAAAAAGAGCGUUGACACAAACCCAACUAAAGAAGUGCAAAACAUAAACUAGAAUCGUAAAUGUGCCCUGUGUGUGAAACGUAUUAACCCCAUACCGGACAUGGGACUUAAUGGUUAAAUGGGUUUUAGUUGCAAGUAUCAAAAUACCUAUAACGGUUCUCAACUCUAAAUACUUUGAUGUUGUUGCAGUUGUUCAUCAUAAGCAUCAAGUAUAGUGUGUGAAAGAAAAGUUUUGUUUUCCUUUCUACAACUUCCUCUCCAGUUUAACACCAUUACCUCUUUCUUAUUUACUUACUGGCUAGCUACCUCUCUGUUCUAAGCUCCUUCGUUCAACAUUUUAGUCAGAGAAGUAUUGAAAAGAGAUCGAGUCUUUCGCAAACAAGAACGAGCCGCUGCACGAAGACAGAAAGAACAGGAAAGACAAAGAAACGAAGAAGUGAAAUUAAAACAUUUUUAAAAUUGUCGUUUGGACAGACAAAUUGUUUUUAAUGUCUAACUAAAUAACAGAAAAUGAAUCGUUUAAGACCGCAAAAAUUUAAGCUGAAUAUCAGCGCCGAUGAGGAAACCAGCCAUAAUAACAAUAACAACAAUAAUAGCUUAUUAAAUAAGAUCAGCAAACGUUAUUCUACGCUAAGCAAUAAAAUAACCCGACGCAGUCAUGCGGCACGUGCCAGAUCACCACAGAAAGUAAUAUCGGGUAGUUAUGAUAUGACUGGUUCAUUAUCGGAGGAUCAUCGUUUGGAAAUUGGUGCUCCGGUCCUAAUCUCCUCCACUACUUUAGAUGCUGAGCAAUUUGAUGUUAGUGAGGAGAGACUGAAGAUGAUUGGUGGUGGUGUGGCUGCUUUACGUACUGUACCCAUCAUACUCAAUGAUUCUCAGCAGCAGGUUCACUCUUCUUCGGGCAGUGAGAAUGAGGUAUUUGUGGAUGCUUUAAGUACUCCUAUGUCUGCAGAUCAGGUGGAUAAAUUUGAGUUGACCUAUGCAACGCCGCAAAAAAUGAGAACACCUCUUUGCGAAGACAAAGAAGUUUCUGAUAAUAAGGAUUUGGUAUAUGAAACACCACAGAAGUUUGUUACACCCCAAAGAGAAGAAAAGGAAACUUCCCCCGAGUCGGUUCAGUCGCAAGAUAGUGAUUUGACACCGGUUAAUCAAAUGUCAAAUUACUAUGAAUCCAUCAAAAAUUCUCGACCUACCUCUAUACUCUCCCAAAAAAAUCACUCACAGUCCGCCCACAACUUACACAAAUCGGAGCUAAAAGUUUACUUACAAAAAGCACCAUCUAUGGAUUUAAAUGGGGACCAGCAAUUAACUGCCGUGGAAAUGGAGGAAUUGGAAGAGAAUUUACCCAAAUUACCGGAGCUAUAUGGAGCCAGUAAAUGUAGCUUAGCAGCCACAGACAAUGAGAAUGAUGAUGAUGAUGACGUAGAUGAUGAUUGUGAGGCUGAUAAGGAAAACUCUUCACCCUCUAUGAUUGCUUCGAUACAAAGUAAAAGUGAACCCAAUACCCCGCUAUAUCCCGAAAAAAAUCGUAACAGUUUUUUGUCUCAACAAAAAGUCUUUCAAAGUGCUGAGAAUUUAACUCAACGUAGAACCAAGCGCAGAAGUGUCAUGUUCAGCAGUACCACUUCCAUGAAUCGUAGAGAUUCCUGCAGUAAUAUGUCUGGUACUAUGGGUUCCAAAACAAGUGUCUUGAGUCAAAUAUCCAAUUUUGAAGAUUACGAUUUAAAGUCGGUAAGCUGCCAAAGUCUUAAUCCUCAAACGCUAUUCGUUUCAAUUGAUGAACUAAAUGAGAUAACCCGCCAAAUAAAUGAAUCUGAGGAAUUCAAUCAAGAUAUAGACUUGGAGUAUUGCAAUCAUCGGGAUCAGUUAAAGCCCAGCGAAAGGCGCAUUACUUUGCUAAAGAAUAAAAAUGCCCGUUUGAUUAAUUUCAAUCAUAAUAAGGAGAAAAUCAAAAAAUCCUGGUCAGGGGUUAAACACUGGAUUGGUGAGGAGGGUUUGAAGAUAAAAGAUGUCGUUCAAAGACAACCGAUAAUGCAAAAAAUGAAUUCUUCCAAACUUAACCUAAGUAAUGCAGAAUGUAGAAAUUCUCCCUCGCUAAAUGGCAGUAUGUUGUUAAAACAUUCAAUAAGCAGCAGGGCUGCUUCACAUGAGAAAAGUUUGGAUGAAUCGGGUAGAGAUUCAAAAAUGAAUUCUUCGUGUAAUUUGUAUGAAGGUCAAGGACCCACAAGUCCUUUACCUUCGGCUAAUACAACUACUAGUUGUGACAAUAUUGCCGAUGAAAGCAAUGAAUUAAACGAUUCAUUUGAAACUGGCGAAGGUGAUUCACCUGCGGCCAAGAAAGCUAGACAAGAGGGCCAAAAUGGCUUCGAAGAAUUGCGCCGUUAUAUCAAACAGGGUGGAGAUUUUGGCAAGGAACUUAUUAUUAUAUUACAAGAAAGAAUCGAUUCUGAACUUAUGUAUUCAAAAUCGUUAUCAAAAAUGGCCAAUAAAUUAAAUAAAGCCUGUAGGGAAUUACCCGGCACCAUAGCAGAAGCCUGGCGUGGAGUGGCCACUGAAAUGGAGACACGCAGUGAUAUACAUCGUCAAUUGUCGGCCUCUUUAGCCGAGGAAAUUGUUAAGCCCUUAAAAACUAUUGUAGAAGGACAUCAUAAAACCAGAAAAUCGGUCGAGAGCAAUGUGGAUAAAGCUUCACGUGUCUUAGCCGAAUGGCGUGCCAGUGAGGCUAAAGCUAAAAAAUCUUCUCACGCUGCUGCCCGAGAAAACGAAAAACUGCAGGAUGCCAUGUUGGAUGUUAGAAUACAAAAAUCUCCCUCUAUAGCAUUGCUGCAUCAAAGCUCCAAUAAACAAGCUGCCGAAAAAGAACUUAAAUCUGCCGAAAAGGAUUGCGCCAAACUCGAUAAUAAACGCAAAAAAGCCGAAGAAACUGUUAAACGUGCCGAUGUUGAAUACUACACCUUGUGUGUUAGAGCCGAACGGGCCAGAGUCGAUUGGGAAAUGUCCGUCCUGAGGGGUUCUUCCAUUUUACAGAAUAUCGAAAAUCAACGUUUAAUUAAUAUGAAAAAUUUUGUCUCGAAUUAUUCACGUCUCACUGCCAAUAUGAAUCCCAUCUUGGAGAGUUUAGUUCAGCGUUUACAGCCCCAGGUAGAUAAUUGUAAUGUUGUUAAGGAUAUGCAAAUUGUUAAGAAUAUCAGACGUAAUGCUGAGGGUCCCAGCGAACAAUUGCUACCCGAUUUCUAUUGUGAACACACUACCUUGGCUAUGAAUCGAGAGAGGCGUAAGCAUGCUUUGGUCAAGCUAUUGCAACUGGUUAAAACGGAUUUGGAAAGGGAAAGACGUUCACGUAAUGGCCUGAAGAAUCUAUCGCAAUCGUUGAAUAGCCAGGAACAUCAGAAUAUCACAGACAAAUUGUAUCAUAUACGUUCAAUGCUUACUUAUUUGGAAGGAGCUCGUUUUAAACUUCAUUCGGCUUUAUUGGAAUUGGAUCAUAAACCAAGGUCAUCUCAUCCUCUGGCUCAACAUAUACAGAUAACCCGAGAUCGCACAGGACUUCAGCAGAGCAUACUCAAAGUACCGCUGUGGCUAAAGAACAACGAUAAAAUGAACUCCUCUGCCAGUGGCGAUGAUAGUCAUGAAUACGAUACAAUAUCACAGUCAAACACCACAACUUCGACAUCGAAUAUCAGUUGUCUGGACAACAGUAGCACUGCUAAUAAUGGCACCAGCUCAGAAGGCUUUAUCAAAACUUUCAAUCGCAGCAAAAGCAAUAUUGAAACGUUCUCUAGUAAAACCCAAAUAUGUGUUACAGCGGGCAAUGAAAAAACCAAAACCCUAAAUGCGGCCACAAAUCUAUACGAUGACAACUGUAGUGAUCGAGGCCAAGCUGAUGGUGGUUCAAAUCAACAAGACUCCGAUUUCGAUGAAUUCAGUUCACAAGAAGACGAUGACGAACAGGGUCCCCUUAACGGAGGACGUAAAGAACAUAAACAUAAUAUUGAGAAGUCUUUGGCGAAUGGCACAAAUCAUUUGUAUCAGAAUUCAGCAGAACUACAGCAAGAACAGUUAAAUAAUGAGGCCACAAAUGUAGCGACAGCAGCAGCAUCAGUGGUUGUCUUAGGUAGAUGUAAGGCUUUAUAUAAUUAUACACCGAAGUUAUACGAUGAACUCGAAUUAAAUCCUGGUGAUAUUAUAGAAGUUCAUGCCAAACAAGAUGAUGGUUGGUGGUUGGGAGCUUUAAAGAAUCAAGUGGGCAUUUUCCCUGCCACCUAUGUGGAGGAAAUAGCCUGAGAAAAUAGGAUCUAUAAUAAUAAAAUGGUUUACAAUUUUGAUUUGGGGAUUUGAAACGGGAACAUUAACCUUAAAGGGAAAUGUUUCUCUUAACUUUUUAAUCCUUUCAAUAGGUGUAAGCACUUCGAAGACUUUCGUUUGAAUAGUCUAAAAGGUUAUUGAGUUAACAUUAAUAUACUUGCUGGAAUUUUAAAAUGCAUUUCAAAAACUCUUAAUUAGCAAGUAAAAAUAAUUAACUUUGAAAACCUUAUAAAAACACUUUUAAGAACAAAUAUAUUUUUAAUAUUAAUUUAAAACAAACAAACGAAUCUAAUUCGCCUAAACAUCCAAAUCUUAUGCUAGUUUUUCAUAAGACCCCAGCUACUCCAAACCAUCCCAAAAAAAAAAACACCAAACCUCAACUAUUUCAUUC
Lucilia cuprina (Australian sheep blowfly) is the source of this 5746-nucleotide messenger RNA. RefSeq lists its product as uncharacterized. The record is from RefSeq and is a predicted model, not a curated record. The transcript is spliced from 8 exons. Gene Ontology annotation, molecular function: protein binding. NCBI's taxonomy places the organism in Eukaryota, Metazoa, Arthropoda, Insecta, Diptera, Calliphoridae. The coding region runs from base 1561 to 5334 and encodes 1257 amino acids. Gene Ontology annotation, cellular component: plasma membrane; cytoplasm.